UCACUUCAGUUUCGCACGAAACUUACCGUGGGCCAGGGUGCGCACAACACCCUCACCCUUUUAAAACCCUGCAUUGCUGUUCCAUUCCCCCAACACCCUACCACUGUCAACGGCGGCGCGUAACCAUGCUCCUCUCCGUCGUACUCGCCCUCUUUCUACCCUGCGCCGGCAUGACCAUCGUCUUCAUUGCCUACAUUUCUUUGCUAUGCUAUGCCGCCCGUUACCACCACCAAACCGAUCCUCCGGUGAAACCCGCCACCCAAAAUGGGUUAUCUUCCGGUGAGCUUGAGAAGCUUCCGGUUGCCACCGGGAAAGAUCUUGUGUUGGGGGUGGAAUGUGCCGUGUGUCUAGACGAUGUUGAACCCGAACAACUUGCGCGUAUGUUUCCGGGGUGUAACCAUGGGUUUCAUCUACAAUGCGCGGAUAUGUGGUUGUCGAAGAACCCAGUGUGCCCGGUUUGUCGGAAUAAACUUGACGAUAGUUUCUUUGUUUCUACCGAAACAAACCCGUGUUAAAAAAGUUAUUACUAGAAAACUGUGUCGUUCCCACGUCAAAAUUCGUUAGAAAUGCGCAGGAAACAGUGUUUAGCGACAGUUUUCCAACAGAACUGAUUUUGUCAGUGUCUUGUCGGUAUUGUGUUGCUAAAUCGGGGUUUUCUGCCAUCUUGGUAUUGUGUCAGAAAUAUUUAGGUAUUUUUCCCUGGGACGUUUCGCCUUUCUAGCAUUGAAAGGCGAAAUUCCGAUGGAUGUAGAAAUAGUAAUUAUGAUUUGUUAUUUGCUAAAUUAGGGUAUUAUGCCGUAUUGGUAUCGUGUCAGAAUGUUUAGGUAUUCUUUCUUUCGGAAUUUUCAUUGGAAAUUUCCGCUUUCUUGGUAGUGAAAGUUGAAUUUGGAUCGAAUGUAAAAAAGUAGUGAUUAUAAUUUGUUAUUUGAUUGAUUAUUCAUAUUGAAAAUAAAGUUCGGUGUUGUUAA
Helianthus annuus (common sunflower) is the source of this 968-nucleotide messenger RNA. Its product is annotated as E3 ubiquitin-protein ligase ATL23. The coding region runs from base 126 to 515 and encodes 129 amino acids. The record is from RefSeq and is a predicted model, not a curated record. The transcript has a single exon. Lineage: Eukaryota; Viridiplantae; Streptophyta; Magnoliopsida; Asterales; Asteraceae.